Messenger RNA from Scedosporium apiospermum, 462 nucleotides. RefSeq lists its product as uncharacterized. The record is from RefSeq and is a predicted model, not a curated record. NCBI's taxonomy places the organism in Eukaryota, Fungi, Ascomycota, Sordariomycetes, Microascales, Microascaceae. The transcript has 3 exons. The coding region runs from base 1 to 462 and encodes 153 amino acids.
AUGCGGUGGCUGAUCGGCAGCAUCGGCGACUGGAACGCCGCCUUCGCCGAAGCCUACAAGGUUCUCAAACCGGGCGGCUGGCUCGAGAGCUACGAGAGCGGCUCCAUGAUCGACAGCGACGACGGCACCGUCACAGAAGAUUCAGCCCUCGAGGACCUCCAGAGGAAGGCUAUGCAGGCGGCGGGCUUUGUCGAUAUCGACGAGCGAAACCUUAAGACUCCCCUCGGAGCCUGGCCAAAAGACCCUGGUCUUAAAGAGGUUGGGCAGUACGCCCAGCUCGCCCUCGAGGCCGAUAUCGAAGGAUACUGCUUAUACCCGGCAACCGCUCUCGGCUGGAAGCCUGAAGAGGUUUCUGUUUACGCAGCCCACGUCCGUAACGAGAUCCGGUCAUUAAAGAUACAUUCGUACUACCGCCAGAGAGUAAUCUGGGCGCGUAAGGCCUUGGAGACUCAGGAAGAAUAA